AUUACUGGCUACAGCCGGUAACCGUCAGCCUGUAUUGUCCUAUAAAAACGCGUCAGCCUUUAAGCCUGCCUUCAAACUUUCAAAGGCUUCUCUUUCCCGUCUCUCUCGUCAGGCAGCUUUUACAAAAAGCUCUAUCUCGAUCAAUUUCGCCCUAACGCAGCCGGGAAAUAUCCAGAAAUAUGACGUUGGGGAAUUCCAUUUCCGUUCUCGCCUUGACCAUUUUCGCCGUCGUUUCUCCUUUUGCCGGUGCUCAACCCCUAGCUCCUGCCCCUUCUCCCACAAGCGACGGAACAUCAAUCGAUCAAGGAAUAGCUUAUUUGCUAAUGGUGGUGGCGUUGGUGCUGACGUAUAUCAUUCAUCCCCUGGAUGCAUCAUCUUCUUUCUUCUGAUACUCUCUGUAUAAUCAAAUCUUAGAGUUCUAAUUUGACAGUAAUGAGUUUAUAGUUUUAUUAUUAACCUUUCUUUGAUAAUUUGUUUAUUGUACAUGUACUCCUUUAGUUAUGAUUAAUAAAUAUUCAUUUAUUAUUUCUUUGUUAUUAUAAAAAGCAUUCCAAAAUGCUUUUAUUUGUGCUCAUCAAGUAUUCUUUUGUUAUUCUGUAUGUAAUUUCGUUUUUAUUUUCCACCAUUUCUUUCCACCAUAUCC
Eruca vesicaria subsp. sativa (arugula) is the source of this 643-nucleotide messenger RNA. Lineage: Eukaryota; Viridiplantae; Streptophyta; Magnoliopsida; Brassicales; Brassicaceae. The record is from the annotation of a GenBank genome assembly.